GCUGGGAGGCGGCGGCCCCUGCGGCUGUGGGAGCGGCCUGCGCGCCCCAUGGAGCGGUAGUGGGUCCGUGCUCGGCUCGGUGGCCGGGCCGUGCCGUGCCCUUGAGCGCCCCUGGAUUCGGCUCUGGAGGGUGCGGUCACGGGUGGGAUUGCGACGGCGGCGCCCGGCAGCACGGAGCGGGUGCGUGGGGGCGCAGGAAAUGCUUCAAGGACCAUCAGAAGAUGUGUUUGCAAAGAUGGAAAGUUCAGUUGAAGACAUGGACACCUCCGAUACCCAGUGGGGCUGGUUUUAUUUGGCUGAGUGUGGUAAAUGGCAUAUGUUUCAGACUGACUCAAACAGUCACUGUUCCAUCAGCAGUGAAGAUAUCGAAAGGAGUUUCCGAACAGACCCCCAUGGAUCGCUGUCUUUUACCACUGCAAAGUUUAACUACACACUGGACUUUUCAGUGAUGAAACAAAUCAACCUAACUACCCUUAAACAACGUCCAAUAAAGCGAGCUCCCUUUGCAAUCAAUUCAUUCAGUUUCAUCUGUGAAAAUGAGGCUAUCCCUAUGCCUUCACACUGGGAGAAUGUAAAUACUGAGGAGCCAUACCAGCUGAUUCCCUUGCAAAAGAAAACAAAUGAAUAUAAUGAAGUUUCUAGUCUCUUUGGAAAAACAAUGGAUAGCCACCGAAUUAAAAGAAUUAAGAGAAUACAAAAUCUAGACUUGUGGGAGUUUUUUUGCAGGAAAAAAGCUCAACUGAAGAAGAAAAGAGGUGUCCCAACAAUUAAUGAGCAGAUGCUGUUUCAUGGCACCAGUAAUGAAUUUGUAGAAGCAAUAUGUAUUCAUAACUUUGACUGGAGAAUAAACGGGAUGCAUGCUGCUGUAUAUGGAAAAGGGACUUAUUUUGCAAGAGAUGCAUCAUAUUCCAGCCAUUUCUGUAAAGAGAGCAUGAAGCACGGAGAUACUUUCCAGAUUCAUGGUGUGAACCUGCAGCCCCAUCUGCACAGACCAGAUAAAGUCAUGUUUCUUGCUCGUGUAUUAACUGGUGACUAUAUUGGUGGUGAUUCAAAAUACAUGAGGCCUCCUUCAAAAGAUGGAAGCUUUGUGAACUUGUAUGACAGCUGUGUGGAUAACACCUGGAACCCAAAGAUCUUUGUCAUCUUUGAUGCCAACCAAAUCUACCCUGAGUACUUAAUAGAAUUUUGUUAAGUUUGAA
Molecule: messenger RNA, 1199 nt
Organism: Passer domesticus (house sparrow)
Lineage: Eukaryota; Metazoa; Chordata; Aves; Passeriformes; Passeridae
Product: protein mono-ADP-ribosyltransferase PARP11-like
Exons: 8
Coding region: 200-1192 (330 amino acids)
Cellular component (GO): nucleus
Molecular function (GO): NAD+ poly-ADP-ribosyltransferase activity; NAD+-protein mono-ADP-ribosyltransferase activity
Source: RefSeq, a predicted model, not a curated record